AUGGGGCUCAAGAACAAGCUCUUUCUCGGCACGUUUGUGCACAGCAAAGCACUCGACGAGCUCGAGUACCUGCACAACGCAGCUGUGUGUGUCGAUAUGUCGGGUACCAUUGUUGCUGUCGAGGUGGAAUGUGAUGAGCUCCGGGCGAGAGAGACCGUGUUGCCGCGGCUAGGGUGGGAGGUGGCCGAGGUGGAAGUCGUAGAGGCGAAAGAGGGACAGUUCUUCUUCCCUGGCUUCAUCGACACCCACCUCCACGCCUCGCAAUACCCCAACAUCGGCAUCUUCGGCAAGUCAACACUCCUCGACUGGCUCAACACCUACACCUUCCCACUCGAAGCCUCCCUCUCGGACCCGGUCAAGGCCCGCCAGGUCUACACCCGCGUCAUCCGCAAGACGCUCUCCCACGGCACGACGUGCGCCGCCUACUACGCAACCAUCGACGUGCCCUCGACCAACCUGCUCACGGACCUUUGCCUCUCCCACGGGCAGCGCGCCCUAGUCGGCCGCGUCUGCAUGGACCAGCUCUCACCCGACUACUACCGCGACGCCUCCGCAGACGCCUCCCUGGCCGCCACCCGCGCGAGCAUAGCCCACAUCCUCCGCGCUGACCCAACCAUGUCCCUUGUCAAACCCAUCAUCACGCCGCGCUUCGCGCCCGCCUGCUCCCUCCCGCUCAUGCGGCAGCUUGGCGCGCUCGCAAGAGAAACCUCGCUCCCGAUCCAAACGCACAUCUCUGAAAACAAAUCCGAAAUCGCCCUCGUCAAGGACCUCUUCCCGCCUUCCGCAACUGGCGCAGCCGAUGAUUCCUACGCGUCCGUCUACGACGCCGCGGGGCUCCUGACAGACAAGACCGUCCUCGCGCACGCGGUGCACCUGACCGAGGCCGAAGCGGACCUGGUGAGCGCCCGAAGGGCCAAGGUAAGCCACUGCCCCUGCAGCAACAGCGCCAUCACGUCCGGCGCGGCGCGGGUGCGCUGGCUGUUGGACAAGGGCAUUACGUGCGGGCUCGGCACCGACAUGAGCGGCGGGUACAGCCCCAGCGUGCUCGAGACGGCGCGGCAGGCUGCGCUUGUCAGUCGGCAUGUGGUGAUGGGCGCGAACGGGCUGGCGCCCGGGGAGGAGAGAGAGAAGUUGAGCGUGGAGGAGGUCUUGUUUCUUGCUACGCGGGGCGGGGCCGAGGUGGUUGGGUUGGAAGGGAGAGUGGGCGGGUUUGAGGUGGGUAUGGAGUGGGAUGCGCAGUUGGUUGGGUUGGGCAUGAUCGGGGAAGGAGGCGAGGUUGAAGGGGAGGAGGACGAGGGCGGGGAUGUGGAUGUGUUUGGGUGGGAGAGCUGGCCGGACCGGGUCGCCAAGUGGUUGUAUAAUGGGGACGAUCGGAACACCAAGAAGGUGUGGGUGAAGGGGAGGUUGGUUCAUCAGCGGAAGUAG
This is a messenger RNA of Parathielavia appendiculata, 1425 nucleotides long. RefSeq names its product Metallo-dependent hydrolase. Gene Ontology annotation, biological process: guanine metabolic process. The coding region runs from base 1 to 1425 and encodes 474 amino acids. The transcript is spliced from 2 exons. Gene Ontology annotation, cellular component: cytosol. The record is from RefSeq and is a predicted model, not a curated record. NCBI's taxonomy places the organism in Eukaryota, Fungi, Ascomycota, Sordariomycetes, Sordariales, Chaetomiaceae. Gene Ontology annotation, molecular function: zinc ion binding; guanine deaminase activity.